Molecule: messenger RNA, 3064 nt
Organism: Myzus persicae (green peach aphid)
Lineage: Eukaryota; Metazoa; Arthropoda; Insecta; Hemiptera; Aphididae
Gene: Hip14
Product: palmitoyltransferase Hip14
Exons: 3
Coding region: 509-2383 (624 amino acids)
Biological process (GO): protein palmitoylation
Cellular component (GO): Golgi membrane
Molecular function (GO): protein binding; palmitoyltransferase activity
Source: RefSeq, a predicted model, not a curated record
AUAAGGGGUGGUCUUGCGUUUGUGGUGGAUACGAAAAAUGCCGCGCUUUCGAAAUUGGGUCAUUGCUACGUCACGAUCGAUAUAGACGGCAAGUGCACGCACGCCCUCUAAAUAUCAACCGCGGUACUGGUGGGCCGCAGUCCGCCUUAUCAACACAACAACAAAUCACUAUCAGUCUCGUCUCGCAGCCUGUGUUCGUUCAAAAACCUCUCGGCUCUCGGUCAGUUGAAGUCCGCUUGGAUUACUGGUUACAAGUUAAGUUAUCUAUGGCGAAUUUUUCGUCCCAAGUGUAAUAUCUUAUUAGUUAUUAUUAGCGGUAUCUCGUCUGCCGUCGUUAAUGGUUAGGUAUUUCAUGUGCGCACGAAAAACCAUCGAUCAAUGCGUACUCGAAGGAAUGAAUGACAAUCGUAUGAUACAUGCAGCACUAUAACUCGGGGUUGGCGCCCGACGUUCCGAAUACUAGGAAUUCACUCAUCAAUAUGCACCAAUGAUAUAGACCGCUAGAAUAAUGCAUUCGUCAUGUGGCCACUUCGGUCUUAUACAGGAUGGCUGUGGUGCUAUAUCAUCAGCCAAAAGCACCGUAGACACUGUACCUGUAUUCACCAAAAAGCCACCAAAUACUCGAAAACCAAAUAUUCCAGACGAAGAAGCAAAAAACUUUGAUAUUGUUAAAGCGACUCAGUAUGGACUGCUGAACCGUUGUAAAGAAAUAAUUGAAAGUGGUUAUGAUAUAAACAAACCAGAUCCUCAAAAUAUUUAUCUCCUACAUUGGGCAGCAAUUAACAAUAAGAUUGAUGUAAUUAAAUAUUUAAUUUCAAAAGGAGCAGCUGUAGACCCUGUUGGAGGUGAUCUACGGGCAACUCCACUGCACUGGGCAACUAGGCAAGGUCAUAUAUCUGCAGUAGUGUUAUUGAUGAGCAACGGAGCAGAUCCGUGUUUUUAUGAUAUUGAAGGACGCACUUGUUUGCAUAUUGCUGCACACUUUGGCUUCACAGCAAUUGCAGCUUAUUUGAUUGCCAAAGGUGUAGAUGUCAAUUUGAGAGAUAAAAAUGGAAUGACUGCUCUCAUGUGGAGUUCAUUUAAGUCAUUAGGACUUGAUCCAACCAAACUUUUAAUAACGCUUGGUGCUUCUAUGUCCAUACAAGAUGAUGUGCAUAGAAACACUCCACUCCACUGGGCUCUAAUUAGUCGGAAUCCAACAGCCAUCAGUAUUCUAGUCAUGAGAGGAUCACCAUUAACAAUUAGAAAUUCAAUAGGAUGUACUGCUUUAAAUUUAAUUCACGAGUCGAGAUCAGAGGUAUGGAUAGGAUUGAAUACAUUAAAAACUGUUGAUGAAAAAAUGAAACCAAAGAAUAUUUUAUUAAAAUUAAAUGAACAAACUAUAUCUACUACAAUCGUUACUAUAGCAUUUUAUGUGAUUGGAUUUGUAUUGGACUCUCACAUGAUUUAUGUAGCAAAAUUAUGUUGUUUGAUUAUUGGCUAUCUCAUUAUGUACAAACUAAACCGUACAUAUGCAUCAGUUUCCAAAACACUGCCUGUGUCAGUUUAUUUUGCAACAAAAUUUUGGAUGUACGUCACUUGGAUAUUUUGGAUUUUACCCAUCAUAAGUUUCUGGUGUUCAGUUGGUUUUUUUGUUACUACGUCAUUGUUGUGGUACAACUUUAUGUACAGUUGGAAUGGCAAUCCAGGAUAUGUGCCAAAUACCAAAAAUGAUCAAUAUAAUGCUAUCAUUGAAUUGGCUGAAAGCUCUGGAUUUGGUUCGGAUGGGUUUUGUAGUACAUGUUUGAUUAAAAAGCCAAUCAGAUCAAAACAUUGUAGUAUUUGUAAUAGAUGUAUAGCAAAGUUUGAUCAUCAUUGUCCUUGGGUAAACAAUUGCAUUGGUAUUUCAAAUCAUCGUCACUUUAUUGGAUAUCUUAUAUCAUUACUUGUAGCAUGCGGUUUUAUAAUUUAUGGAAGCAUAAAAUACCUGAAUAUGGCAAAUAAAUUUAAUGAACAAACUUUUCAUUAUAAUAUAUUUUAUGUUAUUUGGGAAGUUCUCAUACUAGAUUCUUGGGUCAGUUGGAUUAUGAUCAAUGCUAUUUUACAUUCGAUUUGGGUAUCAAUGCUGUUAGGAUGUCAGACUUACCAAAUUGUCUGGCUUGGUAUGACUACUAAUGAACGUAUUAAUGCUGCACGUUACGAACACUUUAUUCCACACGGAAAAGGAUAUAAGAGUCCUUAUAAUCGUGGUAAAUGUCAAAACUUGUUGGAUUUUAUCCAGUGUCAUUGUCUUGGUUCUAGAUUUUUAAAUGAAAAAGUAUGGUUCAAUUAUUGUGAUUUUCAAGUUUUUACUGAAAUGGAAUUGAAUUUUUCUGCUAUAAAACCCGAUUUGGAAUAUGUUUAAAUAUUUUGAUUAUAUUUUCAAUUAGCAAUAAAUUGCAAACUACUAAUUAUUAAUAAUAAUGUUAACAUGAAUAAUAAUUCAAUAUUAUUAAGUUUUUAUUGUAUGUUCAUUUUUUUUCUAUGUGAUUUGGCUUAAUUCCAAUAAUUAUUGUAUUGUAUAAUAUGUUAAAUUUUGUAAGAUUCAUAGUAUUUUAAAUCCGAUCAUGUAUGAGAACUGAUUAAAUUAAAAUAAUAACACUUAGCUUUUUUUUUUAUUUCACUAAUUAUUAAAUAUAAAAUUAAUUGAUUAUUUAUUGAUUUAUUGUUUUGAAAUUGUAUCCUGUGAUUUUAAAUGAGAAAAUUUAGUUCUGUAGAAAAUAAUUAUGUAUUUUUAUGUUUUUUGUGUAAGAAUUUACUAAUUGUGGCUAGCUGCUAGCAUACAAAUCAAUAAUUGUAUAUUUGUAUCAUUUUCAUAAGGUAACUAUAUAAAUAUAAAAUUAAUUUUUAAUUUCUGUUAAUGCCAUAUUGCCAUGAUUCACACAUAAUGACUUGGGCUUAGAAAUGUGUAUGAUUGUAUAUUUUUAAUUGGCUGUUAAAAAAAACGUUAGAUAGGUACACUACAAACUUAUACACUUUCUAAUACGUUCAAAAAUAAAAUGUUAUUUUGCAUAUUUUUCGUAAAAUUAAAUAGCAUUUUACUGUA